Scomber japonicus (chub mackerel) is the source of this 1491-nucleotide messenger RNA. RefSeq names its product nucleolar protein 4-like. The transcript has 11 exons. The record is from RefSeq and is a predicted model, not a curated record. The coding region runs from base 40 to 1491 and encodes 483 amino acids. NCBI's taxonomy places the organism in Eukaryota, Metazoa, Chordata, Actinopteri, Scombriformes, Scombridae.
AGACUGAGCUCUCUGGUGUCGGAGGUCAUAGACUACAACAUGCCUCUCACCACCACCUACAUGAAGCAGAUGAAGCUUCAGUGUUUGACCUGUACCGAGGCUGAUGACAGUUCUCUGAGCAGCGAGGAGGAGGCAGAGAUGAGCGAGCCCACAUGGCUAGCGGCCGAUCUGGGAGCAGCGUCUGACCUGAGCCCGCCGAGCCGAGCAGAGAGGAUGCGCCACAGUCCCCAAAACACACACAGCAAGGAGGAUGACGAUGAUUCAUCCUCAGAGAGCGGCAGCGGGAACGGCCUGCCUGCUCUCACCCCUCCCUCCUCCGCUGUGACAGACGGCGCCAUAGUCAGAGAAGCCGAGGUCGUCAACGGCAACGGUGGCCCCGCCCCUCUCGACUUCAGCACGCCCACUUCCUCCUCGUCAUCAUCCGAGGACCAGCAGCCGAUGAACCUGAGCGACCCGCCUCCUCAGCGGCUGCCUCUGACCGCCUCUCACCUGCCCGUCACCGUCGCGCCCGAGGAGCUCCGCAGGAAGUACCCGGUGUCCCCUCAGUACAGUUCAGGCGGCAGCUACGACAGCGUGAAGAUGGACCUGAGUGCCGAGGACCUGACCAUGGGUCGCCACGGCAGCCAGGUCGCCCCCGACGACGACGACGACGACCACGAUGACCACGACGACAACGACAAGAUCAACGACACGGAGGGAGUCGACCCCGAGAGACUAAAGGCCUUCAACAUGUUUGUGCGCCUGUUUGUGGACGAGAACUUGGAUCGCAUGGUUCCCAUCUCCAAGCAGCCCAAGGAGAAGAUCCAGGCCAUCAUCGAGUCCUGCAGCAGACAGUUCCCCGAGUUCCAGGAACGAGCUCGCAAGCGCAUCCGCACCUACCUCAAAUCCUGCCGACGCAUGAAGAAGAACGGCAUGGAGACUCGUCCGACUCCGCCUCACCUCACCUCGGCCAUGGCUGAGAACAUCCUGGCUGCUGCCUGCGAGAGCGAAUCACGCAACGCCGCCAAGAGGAUGCGCCUCGAUACCUAUCACGUAAGUCAGGAUGAGCAGAUCUCUCUGGACAAGCCGUCCGGCGCCGGCGGAGGUCUGAGGGAGCCGGCGUCGCUCGCCCACUCCGCCUAUUCCCUGGCCGCAUCCGCCUUCUCCCAGGACACCCAGCUCUACAUCAACGGAGCCGGCCUCAGCUACGGUUACCGUGGAUACCCGGGCCUGGGAGCUGCCAUGCAACACCCCGUUUCCUUGACGACCGGCGGUGCUGCCACUGCUGCUCAGAGCAAUGGCCCCACAGACCUCAGCAUGAAAUCUCUCUCCUCCGCCAACAUCACCAACUCCUCCGCCUCCUCCGCCAACAACAGGGGCGGGGCAUCCACUCAGCUCAGCCAACCGGAGAUCACGGCCGUGCGUCAGCUGAUCGCCGGCUACCGGGAGUCGGCCGCCUUCCUGCUCCGCUCGGCGGACGAGCUGGAGAACCUCAUCCUGCAGCAGAACUGA